AUGAUAGCAGCUGUUGCUAGAUUAUCCGUUUUUCUCCUUGAUGGGCUUGUUCGGAUUGGCAGUGUCGUUGCUACGGUAUGCUCAUGGAUUGAAACAGCGGAUUCCGUGUCGGGAAAGAUGAAGCGAGAUUGUUCUGUGGACGCUGUGUCUACGGAAGCUGAAACUCUUAAGCUGAGUGUUUGGAUUCAAAGAAGACAGCAUUGA
Molecule: messenger RNA, 204 nt
Organism: Strongylus vulgaris
Lineage: Eukaryota; Metazoa; Nematoda; Chromadorea; Rhabditida; Strongylidae
Source: the annotation of a GenBank genome assembly